GUCGCCAUCUUGCCCCUUCUGAGGCACCGCAAACAAACCCAAUUCCUGGUGUCCCUUAGUCUUGGCGGAGGAGCCUUUUAGAUGAGCCCCGAAAGGCCGGGCAGGGAAGACAAGCUCUUUGGGGCUACUAAACAGAAGCAGCAAUGCCUGUUGUGUGGCCAACCCUUUUGGAUCUCAGCAGAGAUGAAUGCAAAAGGAUUCUUCGAAAAUUGGAAUUGGAGGCAUAUGCUGGAGUUAUCAGUGCACUUCGGGCACAGGGAGAUCUCACCAAGGAAAAGAAAGAUCUUCUUGGAGAACUCUCAAAAGUUCUUAGCAUCUCAACAGAACGCCACCGUGCUGAAGUUCGGAGAGCAGUAAACGAUGAACGGUUAACAACAAUUGCACAUAAAAUGAAUUUAUCCUUAUAUUUGGGUGAAAGACCAAGUUACAGUAUGUCUGGACCUAAUAGCUCUUCAGAAUGGUCCAUUGAAGGUCGUCGAUUGGUACCGUUGAUGCCCCGGCUUGUUCCCCAAACAGCCUUCACUGUAACAGCUAAUGCUGUUGCCAAUGCAGCUAUUCAGCAUAAUGCAUCUCUUCCAGUGCCUGCAGAAACAGGAAGCAAGGAAGUAGUGGUUUGCUAUUCCUACACAAGUACCACGUCAACCCCAACCUCUACCCCUGUUCCAAGUGGCAGCAUAGCAACGGUUAAGUCUCCAAGACCUGCCAGUCCUGCCUCCAAUGUAGUUGUCUUGCCAAGUGGAAGUACUGUUUAUGUCAAAAGUGUUAGCUGUUCAGAUGAAGAUGAAAAACCCAGAAAACGAAGGCGAACAAACUCUUCUAGCUCCUCACCUGUUGUCCUAAAGGAAGUUCCAAAGGCUGUUGUUCCAGUUUCAAAGACGAUCACUGUGCCUGUGAGUGGUAGUCCCAAGAUGAGCAACAUCAUGCAGAGCAUUGCCAAUUCCUUACCACCCCACAUGUCUCCUGUGAAAAUAACCUUCACCAAACCAUCAACACAGACGACAAACACAACAACACAGAAGGUUAUUAUAGUGACCACAUCACCAAGUUCAACCUUCGUGCCCAACAUUCUCUCCAAAUCCCAUAACUAUGCAGCAGUUACUAAGCUUGUACCAACGUCAGUCAUUGCUUCCACAACCCAGAAGCCACCAGUGGUUAUAACUGCUUCACAAGCCUCUCUGGUCAGUAGUAGCAGCAGUGGCAGCAGCAGUUCUACACCAUCACCUAUUCCUAAUACAGUUGCGGUAACAGCUGUGGUAUCCUCUACACCAUCUGUGGUCAUGUCCACAGUAGCACAAGGUGUAUCUACAUCAGCAAUCAAAAUGGCAUCAACCAGACUUCCUUCCCCCAAGAGCUUAGUAGGUGCCCCAACUCAGAUUCUUGCACAGUUUCCUAAACAGCAUCAACAGUCUCCUAAGCAGCAGUUACAUCAAGUGCAACAACAGACACAGCAACAAGUGGCCCAGCCUUCUCCAGUAUCUCAUCAGCAACAACUUCAGCAGUCUCCUUUGCCACCUGGUAUCAAACCUACCAUCCAAAUCAAACAGGAGUCAGGUGUUAAAAUCAUCACACAACAGGUUCAACCAAGUAAAAUCUUACCCAAACCAGUGACAGCAACUCUACCCACCAGUAGUAAUUCUCCUAUUAUGGUGGUUAGCAGUAAUGGUGCGAUUAUGACAACUAAACUGGUAACCACUCCUACUGGCACACAAGCAACCUAUACCCGGCCAACAGUGAGUCCGUCUAUAGGUCGGAUGGCUGCAACCCCUGGAGCUGCAACCUAUGUGAAAACUACCAGUGGUAGCAUCAUUACUGUAGUACCGAAAUCAUUAGCUACCUUAGGGGGCAAGAUAAUUAGCAGUAAUAUAGUUUCUGGAACGACUACCAAAAUCACUACAAUCCCAAUGACUUCCAAGCCCAAUGUGAUUGUUGUGCAAAAGACUACAGGAAAAGGAACGACCAUUCAAGGCCUCCCAGGCAAAAAUGUUGUCACAACAUUGCUAAAUGCUGGAGGAGAAAAGACUAUUCAGACAGUGCCAACAGGAGCAAAGCCAGCUAUCAUCACUGCUACAAGACCCAUCACCAAAAUGAUUGUAACUCAGCCAAAAGGAAUAGGUUCCACAGUUCAACCAGCAGCUAAAAUCAUCCCAACAAAAAUUGUUUAUGGUCAGCAAGGGAAAACACAGGUUCUUAUUAAACCCAAACCAGUGACAUUUCAAGCCACAGUUGUUAGCGAACAAACAAGACAGCUGGUAACAGAAACAUUACAGCAAGCAUCCAGGGUAACAGAGGCUGGUAAUUCAUCUAUUCAGGAAGGAAAAGAUGAACCACAGAGUUAUACAGAUAGUAGUUCCUCUUCUACGGAGUCCUCCCAAAGUUCCCAAGAUUCCCAGCCUGUAGUUCAUGUAAUUGCUUCCCGGCGUCAGGAUUGGUCAGAACAUGAGAUUGCAAUGGAGACUAGCCCCACCAUAAUUUAUCAGGAUGUAUCCAGUGAAUCACAAUCAGCUACUUCAACAAUCAAAGCUCUAUUAGAACUCCAACAGACAACAGUAAAGGAAAAAUUGGAAUCUAAACCAAGACAACCCACUAUUGACUUGAGUCAAAUGGCAGUGCCUAUUCAGAUGACCCAGGAAAAGAGACAUUCUCCUGAGAGCCCAUCAAUUGCUGUGGUAGAGUCAGAACUAGUUGCUGAAUACAUCACUACUGAACACACUGAUGAGGGGACAGAGGUUGCUUUUCCCCUUCUAGUCAGCCAUCGCUCCCAGCCCCAACAACCCUCCCAGCCCCAGCGGACCCUGCUCCAACAUGUAGCUCAGUCACAGACUGCAACACAGACUUCGGUGGUGGUGAAGUCCAUCCCAGCAUCUUCCCCUGGGGCAAUCACCCACAUUAUGCAGCAGGCAUUAAGCAGUCACACUGCUUUUACCAAACACAGCGAGGAACUUGGAACUGAGGAGGGCGAGGUUGAAGAGAUGGACACUUUAGACCCUCAGACAGGUCUGUUUUACCGAUCUGCUCUGACUCAGUCACAGUCAGCUAAGCAGCAGAAACUUAGCCAGCCCCAGCUGGAACAGCCUCAGCUGCAAGUGAAAACUCUGCAGUGCUUCCAGACUAAACAGAAGCAGACCAUCCACCUACAGGCAGACCAGCUCCAGCACAAACUCCCGCAAAUGCCCCAGCUUUCCAUCAGGCAUCAAAAACUCACCCCUCUCCAGCAAGAACAAGCACAGCCUAAGCCAGAUGUACAGCACACACAGCAUCCCAUGGUGGCCAAAGACAGGCAGCUUCCUACCUUAAUGGCACAGCCCCCACAAACUGUAGUACAGGUGCUUGCAGUGAAAACCACGCAGCAGCUCCCUAAACUGCAGCAGGCUCCGAACCAACCAAAAAUCUACGUGCAACCCCAAACCCCCCAGAGCCAAAUGUCGCUCCCAGCCUCGUCAGAGAAACAGCCGGCAAGCCAGGUGGAGCAGCCAAUUAUAACCCAAGGAUCCACUGUUACAAAGAUAACUUUUGAGGGGCGCCAGCCUCCCACAGUUACAAAGAUAACUGGUGGCAGUUCUGUGCCUAAGCUGACAUCACCAGUUACAAGCAUAUCUCCCAUUCAGGCCUCUGAGAAGACAGCAGUAUCAGACAUUUUGAAAAUGUCUUUGAUGGAAGCUCAGAUUGAUACAAAUGUAGAGCAUAUGGUAGUGGAUCCCCCAAAGAAGGCUCUUGCCACUAGUAUGCUCACUGGUGAUGCAGGAUCAUUACCUUCCACUCACAUGGUGGUGGCAGGGAUGACGAAUUCCACUCCCCAGCAACAGAAAUGUAGAGAGUCCUGUUCAAGUCCAUCUGCUGUUGGCCCUCCCCUAACGACAAGGAAAAUCGAUGCACCAGGAGUGCCUACGGCAGGCCAGUUCAUGCGUAUUCAGAAUGUAGGCCAAAAGAAAGUCGAAGAGAGCCCAGCAGAAAUUAUCAUCCAGGCCAUUCCCCAGUAUGCUAUUCCGUGUCACUCUGGCUCCAAUGUGGUAGUGGAGCCCAGUGGGCUUCUUGAGCUAAACAACUUCACCAGUCAGCAGCUGGAUGAUGAUGAGACAGCAAUGGAGCAGGACGUAGACAGCAGCACGGAGGACGGAACUGAGCUGAGCCCCUCUCAAAGUUCUGCUGAACGGUCCUAAUGUUUUGGACACAGUAGUGCACUUUAAAACCUGAUUGGUUACCAAGUGUCCAGGGAAAACCUUGUAUUUUGAUGUCUAAAAAGAGCACUUUGCCCAUACUUAGGCUGUAGACCCUGAAACAGCAGUGUUUCAACAAGAUAUUGCUGCAGGAGCAGCAUUUUAAAACAGGUUAAAACUCACAGGGGAACGUACUUUUAAAAAAAAAAGGAAAAAGAAGUAGAUGCCCAUCUACAAUGACUUCUUAUAAGACCUGAUAUUCUUUCUCUGUUGGACCAUAGCUGAUGGAAAAGUUUUGUCUUGCAGUAGAAAGAGAAUUUUCCUGUGAAUGUUCCUCAGCUGGUUUCUACUGAGCAAAGUACCGUCUAAAAAGGAGAAUGUGAAUAGUUUGUAUUUUGAAAUGAUGUGUCAGGAACAGUUUUUUAAAAAUCUUGUAUGUUUUUGCAAAUCCUCAGAAGUGUUGAAUUGGUUAACAUUUUACAUUUGCUCAGUUCAUAAUUAGUUUAUAAAUAUCUAGAAAAAUACUCGCAUUAAAGAAUCCUUGCUGGAUGGUAGGAGUCGGAUCCCUAACCAGUGGGAAGUGCUUUUGGGGUGGCUUGUACAUUCUCAGCAGUUGUUUGCUAAUUUAUUGUGGUGUUGUUCCUUUGUGCUCUGGGCAGCAUACUUGCCUUCUAUUUAUUUAAGCGUUAACAUUUCAAAGCAGGCCAUAUUCCUUCUUACAGAUUUUCUUGUAAACCAGGAUUGCCUACUCUUUCCCCCUCCCUGUCCCCCCCCCCCACCCCCCACCCCCCGCUUUAAGAAAACUUACUAGAAAAUAUUUCAUUGUGAAGCAGAGGAAAAGAAACAUUUUCUGGCCCAAAGGAAGUAUUCAGUUAUGUUAAGGAAAACAAAUUAUUCUUUCAUAUGAUGCUUUCUUAGCAUUGAAAUUGCACAUUCAUGUUGGACUGAGACUUUGAAAAUAACUUUUACAUACUUUUGUUUAAGCCACUUUGAAAUGUACAAAAAAGUUCAUUUACAGUUCUAAAUGUAACAUUUUUAAAGCAUUCUACCUUUUUAGGACACAGUUUGUUUAAACAAUAUGUUUUCGUCUUGUGAUCGCUGUCACAAGUGGAGUGAGGGUAAGAGGGUGGGAGGGUAAGAAUCAGUUUUGGCAAGUUGUGGCAAAGGAAACUAUACUUUUCACUUUUAAAAAAUGUAAAUAGAAAAAUUUUUAACGGUUUUAUAUAGAUUUCACUAUAAACAAGCAUUUUAAGACUGACACAUGUUGAACUGUACAUACAUAUAUCAGCAUAACUGCCCAAUUUUUUGGUGCUGAAGUACUGUAAGUAGAAUUCAUCAAGGCUCCUAAUUUUUGCAUCUACAUCUGGAAAAAAAUGCUGUGAUACUAUAAUUAAUAAAUUCCCUCUAGAGUGACAUUAAAGAUUUAAACACAAGCAUUCAUAAGAUAACACUGAUCUCUGGUGGUUGUCAAUAUUUCUACUAGUGAUAAAGACUUACCCGUAGAUGGAGCUAUUGGAUAUUAUUUUAUUGUACAAAUUCAUGUUUUAAAAAGCUUGGUGACUUUGUUUCUAGUUAAGUAAUUUUUUAACCUCUCUUCGGUCAUAGACUACUUUGAAAAUUUGAUUAAACUAUGAACUCUCUCACCAAAAAGAUAUACAUGCCAAUAUACAUGUUAGACUUUGCAUAUAAUUUUAGGGGUUCAUGGGCCCCUAAGCCUCUCCAUGUAUUCCAGGCUAAGCCCUGUGUUAUGGUCAAUCUGUUACUGACAGCCGUAAGUUUUUAUAAAACGAAGUAUCUUUUAAAUAUUCAUGGGUCAGGUAAUAAGAGCUAACUUGAAUAAAGUUAUGUUCUGCAUAUUCUGGCAGUAUAGCAUACCUGUGUCCCUUUAAGAAUUUAGCCUUAAUAUGUUUCAACAAUUAGAAUGGCAAAUGAAACUGCCAUUGUCUAUGUUUUUGUUUUUGUUUCAAAAAAAUAUAUUAACAAAUUAUCAAGUGA
Messenger RNA from Galeopterus variegatus (Sunda flying lemur), 6149 nucleotides. It is a transcript of the gene EMSY, whose product is annotated as chromosome unknown open reading frame, human C11orf30. Gene Ontology annotation, biological process: regulation of DNA-templated transcription. NCBI's taxonomy places the organism in Eukaryota, Metazoa, Chordata, Mammalia, Dermoptera, Cynocephalidae. The transcript has 22 exons. The record is from RefSeq and is a predicted model, not a curated record. Gene Ontology annotation, cellular component: nucleoplasm. The coding region runs from base 144 to 4157 and encodes 1337 amino acids.